CGAGCGUGGGCAGCGUACCCUGAGCGGGCUCCGGCUGGAGUCGGGUCUAGGGUUUUGGGUGGGACUGCAGCUCCUGUCGGGUGCCAUGAAGCGGGACGUCCGCAUCCUGCUGCUGGGCGAGGCCCAGGUGGGGAAGACGUCUCUCAUCAUGUCGCUGGUGGGCGAGGAGUUCCCUGAAGAGGUCCCACCCCGGGCAGAAGAGAUCACCAUUCCCGCGGACGUCACCCCAGAGAAGGUGCCCACUCACAUCGUGGAUUCCUCAGAAGCUGAGCAGACUGUGGAGGAGCUUCAGGACGAGAUUCACAAGGCAAAUGUGGUGUGUGUGGUGUACGACGUGUCUGAGGAGGCCACUAUUGAGAAGAUUCGAACUAAAUGGAUCCCAUUGGUGAAUGGAGGGACCGAGAAGGGGCCCAGGGUCCCUAUUAUCCUGGUGGGCAACAAGUCAGACCUGCGGCCAGGGAGCUCCAUGGAGGCUGUGCUGCCCAUCAUGAGCCAGUUCCCUGAGAUUGAGACCUGUGUGGAGUGCUCGGCCAAGAAUCUGAGGAACAUUUCAGAGCUGUUCUACUAUGCACAGAAGGCCGUGCUGCACCCCACAGCUCCACUCUAUGACCCUGAGACCAAGCAGCUGAAGCCUGAGUGUACCCAGGCCCUCACACGCAUCUUCCGGCUCUCAGACCAGGAUCUGGACCAGGCACUCAGUGAUGAGGAGCUCAACGCUUUCCAGAAAUCCUGUUUUGGGCAUCCCCUGGCCCCACAAGCCCUGGAGGAUGUAAAGAUGGUGGUGCGCAAGAACGUGGCAGGAGGUGUGCGGGAUGACCGACUGACCCUGGAUGGCUUCCUUUUCCUGAACACACUCUUCAUCCAGCGUGGCCGCCAUGAAACCACGUGGACCAUCCUGCGGCGCUUUGGUUAUGGUGACACACUGGAGCUGUCCACUGACUACCUCUUCCCUCCGCUCCAUGUGCCCCCUGGCUGCAGCACAGAGCUCAACCACUUUGGCUACCAGUUUGUGCAGAGGGUGUUUGAGAAGCAUGACCAGGACCAUGAUGGUACUCUCUCGCUGGCAGAGCUGCAGGACCUGUUCAGUGUGUUCCCAGCCCCGCCAUGGGGCCCUCAGCUCCUGCAGGAGGUCCGAACUGAAGCAGGCCGGCUGUCCCUGCAUGGGUACCUCUGCCAGUGGACCUUGGUGACUUACCUGGAUGUCCGGCGCUGUCUGGAGCAUCUUGGCUACCUGGGCUACCCCACCCUCUGCAAGCAGGACUCCCAGGCCCAUGCCAUCACAGGUCGGCACCUGCCCUCACAGUGGCCUGGCCCAGCUCUUCCCUGGCAGGCCCUCACUCUCAUUUGUCCUUCCCAUCCUCCCACAGUCACCCGUGAGAAGAGGCUGGACCAGGAGAAGGGACAAACACAAAGGAAUGUCCUUCUGUGCAAGGUGGUAGGGGCAUGUGGAGUGGGCAAGUCUGCUUUCCUACAGGCCUUCCUUGGCCGUGGCCUAGGGCAUCAGGAGACCAGGGAGCUCCACAAGGUACCUGCUGUCUACGCCAUCAACACGGUGCAGGUCAACGGGCAGGAGAAGUACUUGAUACUGUGUGAGGUGGAUGCAGGCAGCCUACUGUCCACCGCACUUGAUGCUGCCUGUGAUGUCGCCUGCUUGAUGUUUGAUGGCACUGACCCCCAGUCUUUUGCGCUCUGCACCAGCGUCUACAAGCGCCAUUACAUGGAUGGACAGAUCCCCUGCCUUUUCGUCUCCUCCAAGGCUGACUUGCCUGAAGGUGUCUCACUGCCUGGCCUGUCUCCAGCGGAGUUCUGCCGCAGGCACCGGCUGCCCACUCCCACCCCAUUCUCCUGUGCUGGCCCAGGAGAGCCCAGCACAGCUGUCUUCACCCGGCUUGCCACCAUAGCCACCUUCCCGUAUCUGGUCCAUGGGGAGCUGCACACUACCUCCUUCUGGCUCCGGGUGACACUGGGGGCUGUUGGGGCUGCUGUUGCUGCUGUCCUCAGCUUCUCACUCUACAGGGUCCUGGUGAAGAGUCGAUGAGGCCCUGGUGCUCUGCAGUCUGAUCUCAGGGCCCCAGGGUGCUGGUGUUGGCCAUCCAUUUGGUGGAGCUUCCUUCUGUGUAAAUUUUGCUUCUGAGGACAGCCUGCCCACUGCCCAGCCCCAAGGGUGGGCCCCAGAUCCUGCCAGUCUCUGGCCCAGCAACACUCACCUUUGUGGGCAUCAUGUUGGAGAGACUUUGGGGUGUAGGUUUGGAAGCCAGUGAUUCUAGACCUGAAUUCUCAGGGUUCCACCCCUUCUUGAUCCCAGGCAGCCAGUGGAUGUGAGGGGAGUCAGAGGGCAGAGCUUUGGGCCCAAAGCAGGAAGUGGGGGCAGAAAAUGGCCAGACCAUUGUGUUGUUUUCUUCCCCACCACGUUGGCAGACUGGUCCAGGGCUGCACUCCUCAUGGAAGAUGUGAGGUUAGGUUUCCUGAUUAAACUUCACUGUCUUUCCCAUCAUGGACCCUACUUUCUGAAGGUGGCUUUUUUUGAAUUGUCCUUUGUCAGUGUGGACUGGAAACUUCACCCUGGCUGCCCCCCACACACACCUCCCCUGCAGACCUGAGGCCUCACACAGGCCCA
Molossus molossus (Pallas's mastiff bat) is the source of this 2617-nucleotide messenger RNA. RefSeq names its product ras homolog family member T2 (gene RHOT2). NCBI's taxonomy places the organism in Eukaryota, Metazoa, Chordata, Mammalia, Chiroptera, Molossidae. Bases 86 to 2038 code for a protein of 650 amino acids. The transcript is spliced from 18 exons. Gene Ontology annotation, biological process: mitochondrion organization; regulation of mitochondrion organization; mitochondrion transport along microtubule. Gene Ontology annotation, molecular function: GTP binding; calcium ion binding; GTPase activity. The record is from RefSeq and is a predicted model, not a curated record. Gene Ontology annotation, cellular component: mitochondrial outer membrane.